This is a messenger RNA of Perkinsus marinus ATCC 50983, 483 nucleotides long. Its product is annotated as RESA-H3 antigen, putative. Bases 1 to 483 code for a protein of 160 amino acids. The record is from RefSeq and is a predicted model, not a curated record. NCBI's taxonomy places the organism in Eukaryota, Perkinsozoa, Perkinsida, Perkinsidae. The transcript is spliced from 3 exons.
AUGGAGAUAAUCAUUGUUCCUCCGGAAGAACAUACAGACGCUGGGUCUGUAGAGGCGGAUGCGGCCUUGGCUCCUCCCGAAGAGGAGCCCAGCGUUUUGCCAUCGCCGAUGCCAGAAAGUUUGGCUGAGGAGACCGCAAUAUCACAGGAUCUAGAGGAGACUACUACUCCGGAGCAACAGCCAGUCGAGCCACCUGUUGUGGAAGUGGUGCCAGAAGAACCGAGCUUCCCAACGCAUCCCGCUUUGCCGCCACCUUCCCCCCCAACAAGGUUUGGAGGCACAAGAAUUGCGAAGAUAUCGAUAGCCGAACGCAAGCAAAAGGCGAAUCCCGUUGAACCUCGUGUUAUUGAUGAAGAUCUUUUGCUCGCUGGGAUAGAAGACGUUGAUAUCAUAAGUGCGAUGCAUAAGAGAGAAGAGGCGUCUGUUGUUGAAGAAAAUCCUCUUUUCGUCGGAGGUGAGAACUGGUCGGCCUCCCCUGCGUGA